AUGAGUAGUAGGAAUCACGCCCUCGUGGUAGAUGGCGCCGACAAAGGCCGUGGAAUGGCUCGUGUUCGAGGCUGCUUCAAUGGACGACUUCUGUACGCAUGUUCACUCAUAGCGCUAUCUCAGGUCAACUUUGGCAUGGACCAAGCGGCCUUCAGCAAUACUCAGGCCAUGGAUCCAUUCAUUCGCAAAUUCGGAGUCCUGAACGCAAAGACCCAAAAGUACGCAAUCGAGCCGUACUUCCUUUCAUUCCUGAAUUCGUUUACCUACAUAGGCUUUGCUUUUGGUCUAGUCACUGGAAAUAUCAUCUCGCGAAAAUUCGGCCGGAAGAUUGCCAUGUUCACAAUGUGUCUCUGGGCCAUGGUCGGAGCCAUAAUACUAGUCACCUCUCAGCAUAAAGAGCAAAUGUUGGUUGGGCGGAUCGUUGCAUAUGUGUAUAUUGGAAUGGAGCUGGCUUUGGUGCCGGUUCUUCAGUCGGAGCUGACUCCGGCCCCUGUUCGAGGCCUUGUGGUCGGGACCUACCAGUCAGGUUUGUUGCUUGGACAACUCAUCAUGUCCCUCAUCUGCCGCGGUACAAGCACGAUCAAAGAUGAUAGGUCUUGGCGAAUACCACUUGGCUUGUUCUUCAUUGUGCCAAGCAUCAUCGCAGUUGGGGUCUGGUUCAUGAAUGAAAGUCCACGAUGGCUGCUACUCAAAGGCCGAGAAGAGGAAGCAAAAGCAUCCCUCCAAGGUCUUCGAGAGGGUAAAUUUACUCAGGCUCAAAUUGAUGCCGAGAUGGAGGAGAUCAAGAUGUCGUUGCAGCUUGACCAGGACAAAGGGAGCUUGAAGGAAGUCUUCUACGGCACCAACUUCAAACGAACUCUGAUUGUUAUCGGAGUCAAUAUCUUCCUUCAGCUUACCGGUCAGAACUUUGCUUCUGUGUACGGUACUGUGUUCAUCAAAUCCAUCGGCACAGUAAACCCGUUCACCAUGACCUCUAUCAAUACGGCCCUGAACAUCGUCAUGGUAUUGAUCACUCAGUUACUGACCGAUGUCACGGGCCGCGUGCCCCAGAUGGCUGCUGGUGCCGCUGUCCAGUGCGCUGUCCUAUUCACCAUGGGCGGUCUGGGGACAACGACUCCCCAAACAAAACCCAUCGGUACAGGGAUUGUGGCAAUGGUGACAUUAUUUGGAGUGGGAUUUUCGCUUGGUUGGGCGCCUCUCUCACAUGUCGUUGCGGCCGAGAUUCCGACAACAAGGCUGAGGGAUGCCACUUACGCUUUGGGUUCCAUCUUCAAUAUAGCCAUCCAGUUCACGGUCUCGUUUAGCAUCCCCUACUUGUUGGACGACAAAUAUGCAGGGCUGCACUCCAAAGUCGGGUUCAUCUUUGGAUCGACGGCAUUUUGUGCUUUUAUUUUCUCUCUAACCUGCAUUCCUGAGUGUAGGGGAAAAACCCUGGAAGAGAUUGACCAUUUGUUCCUGGAAAAGGUUCCAAUCGGAAAGUUCGGCAAGACGCACCCAAGGACGUUACAACAUAGUUAUGCCGUUGCAGAGGACAAGGAAUUUGGACAAAAGGUUCGAGUGGACACAUUGUAA
Molecule: messenger RNA, 1572 nt
Organism: Exophiala bonariae
Lineage: Eukaryota; Fungi; Ascomycota; Eurotiomycetes; Chaetothyriales; Herpotrichiellaceae
Exons: 3
Coding region: 1-1572 (523 amino acids)
Biological process (GO): carbohydrate transport; transmembrane transport
Cellular component (GO): membrane
Molecular function (GO): carbohydrate:proton symporter activity
Source: RefSeq, a predicted model, not a curated record